CGUUUCGCAUAUGAACAUAUGAACAGUCGGAUAUAUCCGAGCACCAGAGAGGGUCGGAUAUAUAGCCGCCUUUACUGUUGGCCCUGUCGGUCGGCAUGAGCUAUUGCUUUUGGCUUCGGUUUGGUCUUGGUUUGGUUUGGAUAGUCAGUUCGGUUUCGUUGGCCUGUGGUGACGCAUCUAGAUAGCGGGUUGCCGGUUUCUUUCGCGAAGUGCCCUUGUUUCCACCGCGGAUUCACUUCCUCUCCCUGGCCAACAUAUUUCGGCAACACGUGUUGGCCGAUAAUUGCCGGAACCGGGACGGAGAAUUCUCGCUCUCCCUCUCCCACUUUCUCUCUCUGUCUCUAGGGAGCAAAGUACACGUCAACGGAGCAGAGAGUAAACUCUAUUUCUCGGAAACUUGCGAGUGCGUCGACAUCACGAGAUUGUGCCAAAAAAGCAUAGCGUUUCCGAUUUGGUGUUUCAUUAUACCGGCGCCACUCGACGAAGUCAGCUGCGCGGACGGAAUCUAAUAUUCGGAUUCGUGGACUCUGGACAAAAGUGCUGAGUGUGCAGUUUCGCCAUGGGCUACGACGAGGCCAUCACCCAUCUGGGCGACUUUGGACGCUACCAGAAGAUCAUCUACUUCCUCAUCUGCCUAACGUCCAUUCCAGUUGCCUUCCACAAGCUGGCCGGGGUGUUCCUGCUGGCCAAACCGGACUUCCGGUGCGCACUGCCCUUCGAGAAUGGAAGUAGCUACGAGUUGCCCACCCACCUGUUGAACCUAUCGUAUCCGCCGAAUGAAAGGUGCUCCUACUACGAUGUGGACUACACGGAGGAGUACCUGAAUGGCAGAAUUCCACGGAGCAGCAACGAAACCAAGACCUGUUCCAGCUACGUUUACGAUCAGAGCAAGUAUCUCAAUAGUGCCGUGACCGAGUGGAACCUGGUUUGUGGCAGGGAUUUCAUGGCCGCCACCAGUGAUUCGCUCUUCAUGCUGGGAGUGCUCCUGGGCAGCAUUGUGUUUGGCCAACUGAGCGAUAAGUACGGAAGAAAGCCCAUCCUCUUCGCCUCGCUGGUCAUCCAGGUGCUGUUCGGCGUUCUGGCUGGAGUGGCUCCGGAAUAUUUCACCUACACGUUCGCCCGGCUGAUGGUGGGUGCCACCACUUCCGGAGUUUUCCUGGUGGCCUAUGUGGUGGCCAUGGAAAUGGUGGGUCCGGACAAGCGCCUUUACGCCGGCAUCUUCGUCAUGAUGUUCUUCUCCGUGGGAUUCAUGCUGACGGCGGUCUUCGCCUACUUCGUCCACGACUGGCGCUGGCUGCAGAUUGCUCUAACGCUGCCCGGACUCAUCUUCAUGUUCUACUACUGGAUCAUUCCGGAAUCUGCCCGCUGGCUGCUCUCGAAGGGACGUAAGGAUUGCGCCAUUGCCAACAUGCAGAAGGCGGCGCGAUUCAACAAGGUGGAGAUCAGCGAUGAGGCUUUGAGUGAGCUGCUCGAUGAGGGAGAAAACUCCGAGGAGAAGGCCAAGCAGAAGCUGGAGGAUCAGGAGCUGGAUGAGGGACCACCGCCCUCCGUGUGGGAUCUCUUCUGCUACCCCAAUCUCCGGCGCAAGACGCUGCUCAUCUUCCUGGACUGGCUGGUGACCAGCGGCGUGUACUAUGGUCUCUCCUGGAACACCAACAACCUGGGUGGCAAUGUGCUGCUGAACUUCGUCAUCUCGGGAGCCGUGGAGAUCCCCGCCUAUAUAUUCCUUCUGCUGACCUUGAACCGCUGGGGCCGGCGAUCUAUCCUGUGUGGCUGCCUGGUGAUGGCGGGUCUCAGUCUCCUGGCCACGGUCAUCAUUCCGGAGCGAAUGCACACCCUCAUGAUUGCGUGCGCCAUGCUGGGCAAGCUGGCCAUCACGGCGUCGUAUGGAACCGUUUACAUAUUCUCCGCCGAGCAGUUCCCAACCGUGGUGAGAAAUGUGGCUCUGGGCGCCGCCUCCAUGGUGGCCCGUAUCAGUGGCAUGAUGGCACCGUUCCUCAAUUUCUUGGCCACCAUUUGGAAGCCUCUGCCGUUGCUCAUCUGCGGAUCGCUGUCCUUGGCAGCCGGAUUGCUCUCCCUCCUGCUGCCGGAGACGCACAACAAGCCCAUGCUGGAGACCAUUGCGGAUGGCGAGCGCUUCGGCAAGAAGACCAAGGGAGAUGUCUACCUGGAAACGGGCCAAGAACUGAGAGCAGCAGAGGCGCAGCCACUCAAGGGAUCAGGCGAGACGAAUGGAUCAACCAUAGCCAAUGGCCACUAGUACUAGUAAGCCGCUGGGGCUGAACUUUAAAGUUUCCAGAAAUUACAAACAGGGCAUCUAGAAUUCGGUCACGCCAAAGGCAGGGCAUUUACCUUUAAAACAUAGACCAAGUAUUAUAUAAAUUCUGAAAUCUCACACGUAACCAAAAAAGAAAAGACCAGGCAAA
Messenger RNA from Drosophila simulans, 2426 nucleotides. RefSeq names its product organic cation transporter-like protein (gene Orct2). The record is from RefSeq and is a predicted model, not a curated record. The coding region runs from base 560 to 2260 and encodes 566 amino acids. Gene Ontology annotation, biological process: transmembrane transport. Gene Ontology annotation, cellular component: membrane. Lineage: Eukaryota; Metazoa; Arthropoda; Insecta; Diptera; Drosophilidae. The transcript has a single exon. Gene Ontology annotation, molecular function: transmembrane transporter activity.